Messenger RNA from Calidris pugnax (ruff), 917 nucleotides. RefSeq names its product histone H1.10-like. The transcript is spliced from 2 exons. Gene Ontology annotation, cellular component: nucleosome. The coding region runs from base 1 to 681 and encodes 226 amino acids. Gene Ontology annotation, molecular function: DNA binding; structural constituent of chromatin. NCBI's taxonomy places the organism in Eukaryota, Metazoa, Chordata, Aves, Charadriiformes, Scolopacidae. Gene Ontology annotation, biological process: nucleosome assembly. The record is from RefSeq and is a predicted model, not a curated record.
AUGUCCGAGACCGCUCCCGUCCCCGCGCCCGACGUCGCCGCCGCUGCUCCGGCUGCGGCCCCGGCCAAGGCUACGGCCGCCAAGAAGCCGAAGAAGGCGGCGGGCGCCGCCAAAGCCCGCAAACCCGCCGGCCCCAGCGUCACCGAGCUGAUCACCAAGGCCGUCUCCGCCUCCAAGGAGCGCAAGGGGCUUUCUCUUGCCGCUCUCAAGAAGGCGCUGGCUGCUGGUGGUUAUGAUGUGGAGAAGAGUAAUAGCCGUAUCAAGCUGGGGCUCAAGAGCCUGGUCAGCAAGGGCACCCUGGUGCAGACCAAGGGCACCGGCGCCUCCGGCUCUUUCCGCCUCAGCAAGAAGCCCGGAGAAGUGAAGGAGAAGGCACCUAAGAAGCGGGCGACCGCGGCCAAGCCCAAGAAGCCGGCGGCCAAGAAGCCCGCCAGCGCCGCCAAGAAGCCCAAGAAGGCGGUGACAGCGAAGAAGAGCCCCAAGAAAGCCAAGAAGCCGGCGGCCGCCGCGGCCAAGAAAGCGGCCAAGAGCCCCAAGAAGGCGACCAAGGCUGCCAAGCCCAAGAAGGCGGCAGCGGCCAAGAGCCCGGCGAAAGCGAAGGCGGUGAAGCCCAAAGCAGCCAAGCCCAAGGCGGCCAAGCCCAAAGCGGCCAAGGCGAAGAAGGCGGCGCCCAAGAAGUGAAGUGUUGAAGUGGAAAUACUUAAACCCAACGGCUCUUUUAAGAGCCACCCACUAUUGUCCGAAAAAGGGCUGACAACACUCCGUCACCGAGCUCCGUGCCUGCAGCAGAGGUAACCCCACGCCACUAGCCGUGUGGGACGUUGGUCUGUGGAGUGGACGGGACGCUAAACUUCCGGCCGUGGUUGCGUUAAGACUUGGGGAAAAAAAUAAAGUUUACAUUCCCUGUGAAAAAGCUU